This is a messenger RNA of Mycena indigotica, 534 nucleotides long. RefSeq lists its product as uncharacterized. The record is from RefSeq and is a predicted model, not a curated record. The transcript has 4 exons. Bases 1 to 534 code for a protein of 177 amino acids. NCBI's taxonomy places the organism in Eukaryota, Fungi, Basidiomycota, Agaricomycetes, Agaricales, Mycenaceae.
AUGAGUAUCAACAUUCCCGACAUGUUGCAUGCGUCGCCGACUCAUGCGCCGCCUGACAUCAUGGUCGGCGGGCAUCACGCCAUCACCGCCCGCCUCAUGCCAUCACCCGAAGGCUGUUCGCCGUGCCGAUUAUUCUCCGACCCUGACUCGGUGACCUCGGUGACGGGCACGAGGUCACGCACCUCCCUUCUUGUCUUCACUCCACGACCAUCCCCUGCCGCUCGUCGUGCCCGUCGUCCCUCUGGGUAUGUUGCUCUGCAUCUCGGCUCCCCGCCGCUGUCGCUCACUCACUCCAUCCCCAGUGUAGUCCCUCAUUCCCAACUCACUCAACUCGGACGUCAAGUUGGCCGUCGACAACGAACGCAAAGCUUGCUGGCCUCUCCGACGUUGAACGCAAUGCUGUCGACGGUCACCACGAACUUGAAGUCGCGACUUCCUCAGGCUGGCUGUCAUGUCAACGCGACUGCGACCCUGUUUCUUUUCCCAUCCGUUUUCAACCUUGGCGUCGUCGCUGUGGCGACACGGGACCGCUAG